This is a messenger RNA of Panthera uncia (snow leopard), 4223 nucleotides long. RefSeq names its product phospholipase C eta 2 (gene PLCH2). The record is from RefSeq and is a predicted model, not a curated record. Gene Ontology annotation, biological process: lipid metabolic process; phosphatidylinositol-mediated signaling. Gene Ontology annotation, molecular function: phosphatidylinositol-4,5-bisphosphate phospholipase C activity; calcium ion binding. NCBI's taxonomy places the organism in Eukaryota, Metazoa, Chordata, Mammalia, Carnivora, Felidae.
GGCCAUCGUCCUAGCAUGUCUGUCCCCUGGCCGUCUACCCCCAGCCGGACCGGGGGAACAGUGGCCUGCCUGGCAGAGGCCCUCCUCUGGGUCGGAGCGAGCGUGGCCGUGUCCCCGCCGUGGCAGCUCGGCCCGCUAGUGGAGAGAUGCAUGAGCGCCAUGCAGGCGGGGACACAGAUGGUGAAGCUCCGCGGCAGCUCCAAGGGCCUGGUCCGCUUCUACUUCCUGGACGAGCAUCGCUCCUGCAUCCGCUGGCGCCCCUCGCGCAAGAACGAGAAGGCCAAGAUCUCCAUCGACUCCAUCCAGGAGGUGAGUGAAGGGCGGCAGUCCGAGAUCUUCCAGCGCUACCCAGACGGCAGCUUCGACCCCAACUGCUGCUUCAGCAUCUAUCACGGCAGCCACCGUGAGUCGCUGGACCUGGUCUCGCCCAGCGGGGACGAGGCGCGCACCUGGGUCACGGGCCUGCGCUACCUCAUGGCCGGCAUCAGCGACGAGGACAGCCUGGCCCGGCGCCAGCGCACUAGGGACCAGUGGCUGAAGCAGACAUUCGACGAGGCGGACAAGAACGGGGACGGCAGCCUGAGCAUCGGCGAGGUUCUGCAGCUGCUGCACAAGCUGAACGUGAACUUGCCCCGGCAGAGGGUGAAGCAGAUGUUCCAGGAGGCAGACACAGAUGACCACCAGGGUACGCUGAGCUUUGAGGAGUUCUGUGCCUUCUACAAGAUGAUGUCCACCCGCCGGGACCUCUAUCUGCUCAUGCUGACCUACAGCGACCACAAGGACUACCUGGACGCCGCUGACCUCCAGCGCUUCCUGGAGGUGGAGCAAAAGAUGACGGGGGUGACCCUUGAGAGCUGCCGGGACAUCAUCGAGCAGUUUGAGCCCUGCCCAGAAAACAAGAGCAAGGCGGUGCUGGGCAUUGACGGCUUCACCAACUACACUCGGAGCCCCGCCGGCGACAUCUUCAACCCAGAGCACCACGGUGUGCACCAGGACAUGACGCGGCCACUGAGCCACUAUUUCAUCACCUCGUCCCACAACACCUACCUCGUGGGUGACCAGCUCAUGUCCCAGUCCCGGGUGGACAUGUACGCCUGGGUCCUGCAGGCCGGCUGCCGUUGUGUGGAGGUGGACUGCUGGGACGGGCCCGACGGGGAGCCCAUUGUGCACCAUGGCUACACUCUGACCUCCAAGAUUCUCUUCAAAGAUGUCAUCGAGACCAUCAACAAAUAUGCUUUCGUCAAGAAUGAGUACCCAGUGAUCCUGUCCAUUGAGAACCACUGCAGUGUUAUCCAACAAAAGAAGAUGGCUCAGUAUCUGACGGAUAUUCUUGGGGAUAAGCUGGACUUGUCAUCAGUGAGCGGUGAGGAUGCCACCAUGCUUCCUUCUCCGCAGAUGCUCAAGGGCAAGAUCCUGGUGAAGGGCAAGAAGCUCCCUGCCAACAUCAGUGAGGAUGCUGAGGAGGGCGAGGUGUCUGAUGAAGACAGUGCAGACGAGAUCGAUGAGGAUUGCAAACUCCUCAAUGGGGAUGCCACCACCAACCGGAAGCGUGUGGAAAAUAUCGCCAAGAGGAAACUGGAUUCCCUCAUGAAGGAGUCGAAGAUUCGGGACUGUGAGGACGCGAACGACUUCACCGUGUCCACGCUGCCCCCGUCCGGGAAGCUUGGGCACAAGGCAGAGGGCAAAAAGGCUGAGGAUGGCGUGGAGUCCGGGGAGGACACCGGUGGCAGCAGACGGAACAACCGGACCCUCAUGAGCAGCUUCUCCAAGCGCAAGAAAAAGAGCAGCAAACUAAAGAAAGCGGCCAGCAUGGAGGAGGGGGGCGAGGACCUGGAGUCCCAAGGCAGCCAGGGCCGAGGGGCGAGCCGGCAGAAGAAGACCGUGAAGCUGUCUCGCGCCCUCUCGGACCUGGUCAAGUACACCAAGUCUGUGGGCAUCCACGACGUGGAGGCGGAAGUGGCGUCCAGCUGGCAGGUGUCAUCCUUCAGCGAGACCAGGGCCCAGCAGAUCCUGCAGCAGAAGCCGGCCCAGUACCUGCGCUUUAACCAGCACCAGCUGUCCCGCAUCUACCCCUCCUCGUACCGCGUGGACUCCAGCAACUACAACCCUCAGCCCUUCUGGAACGCCGGCUGCCAGAUGGUUGCCCUGAACUACCAGUCGGAGGGCCGGAUGCUGCAGCUGAACCGGGCCAAGUUCAGCCUCAAUGGCAACUGUGGCUACGUGCUCAAGCCCCAGUGCAUGUGCCAAGGCAUCUUCAACCCCAACUCCGAGGACCCUCUGCCCGGGCAGCUCAAGAAGCAGCUGGUGCUUCGCAUCAUCAGCGGGCAGCAGCUCCCCAAGCCGAGGGACUCGAUGCUGGGGGACCGGGGCGAGAUCAUCGACCCCUUCGUGGAGGUGGAGGUCAUCGGGCUCCCCGUGGACUGCAACAAGGAGCAGACGCGUGUGGUGGACGACAACGGAUUCAACCCCAUGUGGGAGGAGACCCUGGUGUUCACGGUGCACAUGCCUGAGAUCGCGCUGGUGCGCUUCCUCGUCUGGGACCAUGACCCCAUCGGGCGUGACUUCAUUGGCCAGAGGACACUGGCCUUCAGCAGCAUGAUGCCAGGUUACCGGCACGUGCACCUGGAGGGGAUGGAAGAGGCCUCUAUCUUUGUCCAUGUGGCCAUCAGUGACGUCAGCGGUAAGGUCAAGCAGGCUCUGGGCCUAAAAGGCCUGUUCCUCAGAGGCCCAAAGCCCGGCUCCCUGGACAGCCAUGCUGCUGGUCGGCCCCCGCCUCGGCCUUCCGUUAGCCAGCGGCUCCUGCGGCGCACGGCCAGCGCCCCGACCAAGAGCCAGAAGCCGAGUCGCGAGGCCUUCCCGGAGCUGGUCCUGGGCACGCAGGACCCCGGCUCCGAGGGGGAGGCCCGUGACGUGGCGGCCCCCGGCCCCGGCCCCGCUCUGGAGGCCUCGGCCCCGGAGGAGCAGGGCGACCGCAGCCCCCGAGACACCCGCCCUUUCUCCGCGCAGAGGCCGGGCUCCUCCCUCCGUGGCCUGGAAACCAUUGCCGAGGAGCCAGCCCCGGGCCCCGGCCCCCCACCUCUGGUGGCUGCCCCCCCCAGCCCCUCCCCGGGAGGGCUGCCGUGCCCGUCGGGACCUGCCGCCGAAGUGGCCAGCCCCCCUAGCAGAGGGGUCACGGAGCAAGCCCCAGAAAGCCAUCGGCGGGUGUACAACGGUGGGGGCCCAGGGGGAGCCUGCGAGGGGGCCCCCGGCAGCCAGACGGUCAGAAGGGCUGACGGCGACGGGAAGGUGCCCCCGGAGAUCCCGGGCGGAUGGCGGCCCCCGGCCGGACCCUGCCCCACCGUGUACUCGGACGCCACGGCUGGAGACCGGCUAUGGCGGCGGCUGGAACCGGGUGGCCACCGAGACAGCGUGUCUUCAUCCUCCAGCGUGUCCUCCAGCGACACGGUCAUCGACCUCUCCCUGCCGGGCCUGGGCCUGGGCCGUGAGAGCGUCUCCGGGGCUCCAGCAGGACGCCUGCCCCUGCGACCCUGCUCGGCCACGGCCGCCCGCCUGGACCUGCCUGCUGUGACCAAGAGCAAAUCCAGCCCUAACCUGCGGGCUGCCAGCCAGCUGCCCACGGCGCCGGAAGAGCUUCAGCCCCGUCCACUGGCCCCUAGGCCACCCUGGGGCCGCCUCCCCCUGGUAGGCCUCCGGGACUGCCCUGCAGCCGCCAAGUCCAAGAGCCUGGGGGACCUGACUGCUGACGACUUUGCCCCUCAAGUGGAGAUCCUGGGCCGAAGCCUGGGCCUGACGAGGGAGGGGCGGGCGGUGCGGGGGGUGCGACGGGACGCCCUGACCGAGCAGCUGCGCUGGCUCACGGGCUUCCAGCAGGCCGGUGACAUCACCUCGCCCACCAGCCUGAGUGGCGCUGGGGAAGGGGUGCCCGGUCCUCCCGGCUUCCUGCGGCGCUCGUCCUCCCGCAGCCAGAGCCGCGUGCGCGCCAUCGCCAGCCGGGCCCGGCAGGCCCACGAACGGCAGCAGCGGCUGCAGGGCCCGAGGGGACCCCCAGGGGAGGAGCGGGGCACCCCGGAGGGUGCCUGCUCCGGGGGCCAAGGGGGCUGCGGGGACGUGCCGGCCCCCUGCAGGGGCUCUGCAGCCACUGGCCUCCUGCUCAGACUCUGACGGAGGCUCAGGGCGGAUCGCAGCUGCCCUCGCCUUGGCCCUCCGUCUGUCACCCCCCCCUC